AUAAUUAUUUAUUGACUAAAAUAAUAUGUCUUGUUUGUUUUAAAAUACAGUAAACAACACCAUGGAUGACUUAAUGUUACAGUACCUACUACAGGCUAUAACACACUUUACAUUAUAUUUAUUAGGUAUUUAAUGAUAUUUUUUCUACUAUAAAAUAGACGGCGAAAUCAACAUAAUAUACUAAUAUCCGGCAGAAUUGAUAAAACGCGUUUUUGUCAUCAUAAACCGUAGUUGGAUUCCACCUCCUCCGACGACCGUACGUAACCCACGCCGUCGAAAGGUUAACAUUAUAAUUUUACUGUCAGUUUUACUCUCAGUUCCAUAUAGGAACAUUCGAUCGUCCAUUUGAUCAUAACAACUGUAAACCCAAACUCUGUGUUAAAUGUUAGCUUUUCAAAUUAAAAUUUAAAACACCACACCGUAACAGGAUUACAGUCAUCUGUACAAUACCACAUCUGCAGUUCGAGAGCAAUUUAAAAGAAGAAAUCGAAAUAAUUCUAAGUGACCAAUCGAAAUUAAAAGAAGAAAUGCAAAAAAAUCUAAUUGACCAAUCAAAAAUGAAUGAACGCAUAAAAUCAAUAAUUACACAUUUACGACACAAUACGUUCUUUAACGAUAAUUAUUUCCCCCUGAAUAAUGAUGUUGACUUAGUCUACAUGGAAAAUAAAAUAUUGAUAAAGACUGCUGAUCCUGAAUUUAAAUCACUUUUGGUUGAUGAUCUUAUAUAUUUUUUUGGAGGAAGAGACGCAAAAGACAUGGUGACAAGAUUAAUGACAAAAUUGUUUGCUAUGACACUUUUAUCUGGUUUUACUCUGGAAGGUUACAAAAAUAAAUCACGUUCAUUCUCAAAUUUGAAUAUUUACAAAGUUAUAUUUGAGGCUGUACAAAAAAAGUUUGAAAAUACUGCAGAAGGCGAUAUUAAACAAGCAAUACGUGAUCAUCUCAAAAAGCUACCAAGGCUGUCAGUAUAAGUUAUAACCGAACAUUAAAAAAAAGGCCAUCCAUCAAAUCCGCACAUAUUUAUACAUCAAUUCCGCUAUUCAAUACUGUUUUCCCAAAAUCAAACUGUUCAAUGUCGCACACACUGAUAUGUAUCAAUAAGGCAAAAAUCUAUCAAAAAUCACAUUAUUGUUUAGAAUCGCACUCCAGUUAAUCAUAUUUCAUAAAAAUAAAACUUUCAAGAUUAUCCGCAUAUUGCUAUAUUACACAUUUCUCGUUACUCUUGAUAAGAUUCGCUUAUGGUUUUAAUUCUAUAAAUAUAAGUAACAAGACAUAAGUCAACAACAUUCAGUGUGAUCGCGUCUCUUUUCGACUUCGCUUAUAAUUAUUCAAGAAUUUAUAGUAACAAUUUAACAUCGAACUCGCAUAAUGGAUGACGUGAUACAAGUUAACACUAUAAAUAAAGGUGUGCAAUCAAUAAUUCACCAAAACUAUACAUGCCAAAUUGUUCGUACAUAUUUGAAUUAUCGACUACAGGGGCGGACUGGCUAUUUUUGGCCCGGGGUGCAAAAUUAAUUAGGGGCCCGUAAUUUUUUUUCAAACCUACCUAAAUUAGGAAAGAGCCCUUAGUUUUAUAAGUAAAUAUAAAAAAAAAAUUAAGAAUAACAUGUUGUUUAUUUGUAGAGAUGUUGAAAUAUGUUAUUUUAUUUUUAUUUUGUAUAAUACCGUAUUAUACCAGUAUUAUACCGUAUACCGACUGUGGUAAUCGGGGGCCCGGAUCAUAAAUACAAACGGGGGCCCGGGGUGCUACUUGGUGUAUAGCACCCUGGGCCAGUCCGCCCCUGAUCGACUAUCCAAAAUUCCCUUUUUAACAAUAGAAAAAAAUCUGUGCGUUAUUUAAUGGUGCAAAAUGUGCGGAUAUGAAUGAUAAGUGUGUGUGGUCUUGAACGACAGCGACGCCCCUAAAUACCACUAACGUAAUCAGGAUCAAACUUAAAUUAAUUUUAAACACAUUUUUUUUUAGCUUUUAUAUUUUUUUAUAAGCCCAGAAGUAUUUUAUUUUUAAAUUGUUCAUCUUUUAAUCACAUAUUUCAAAAAUUGUAAUGGAUACAUGUGUUAUACCUACAGUUAUUGUAUCAAAGAAAAAUAAUGUAUUGCUACAUUUUUAUUAUUCAUCUAUAAUAAAUAUGUAUUCUAUUAAAAUGUUUGGUAUAUAAAUAUAAAUAAUUAAAAAAGCAGGUAAA
Molecule: messenger RNA, 2183 nt
Organism: Acyrthosiphon pisum (pea aphid)
Lineage: Eukaryota; Metazoa; Arthropoda; Insecta; Hemiptera; Aphididae
Exons: 4
Coding region: 528-971 (147 amino acids)
Source: RefSeq, a predicted model, not a curated record